This is a messenger RNA of Candida dubliniensis CD36, 2076 nucleotides long. RefSeq names its product Zcf22p (gene ZCF22). The record is from RefSeq and is a predicted model, not a curated record. The transcript has a single exon. Gene Ontology annotation, biological process: positive regulation of transcription by RNA polymerase II. Gene Ontology annotation, cellular component: nucleus. NCBI's taxonomy places the organism in Eukaryota, Fungi, Ascomycota, Pichiomycetes, Serinales, Debaryomycetaceae. Bases 1 to 2076 code for a protein of 691 amino acids. Gene Ontology annotation, molecular function: transcription cis-regulatory region binding; zinc ion binding; DNA-binding transcription factor activity, RNA polymerase II-specific.
AUGAAUUCAGAAAUAUCAACAAGUAAUGAUGAUGUCGACCCACUACUAUCAUCAGAUCAGGAGCUACAAAAUCCAAACCCCAAGAGACGUAAGCAUAACCGUGUCCGUACAGGGUGUUUCACUUGUCGAAAACGGAAAAAGAAAUGUGACGAACAUAAACCACAUUGCGAAAACUGUAUUCGAAAUAAAUUGAAAUGUCAAUAUCCAUCACAAUGGAAUGAAGCAUUGCCGUUAGAUUUCAAACUUGAAACUUUCCAAUAUGACGAAUUAGUGCCUCUUCAUUACAAAAGAAAGAAAAUCCUGAGCAAUUUGAAAUUGCAAAAAGUCCCUCAAGAUCUAUUUGGUGUAUUUCUAUUGAAUGCGUCGUCCCUUGAUGUAUCAAGUUCCAGUCCAAAAAACAAAGAGAUAUUAAUUGUUGAAGAGAUGGCCGAUAGUGAACAAGUGAAGGAGAGGGAGGUAAUCGGUACCGAGUUAGCAGGAUCGAUUAUUCAUGAUAAAAUGGAGAAUGUAACCCAAUUACCAAUAAAAACCCUGUUAUCAACGUCAUCAACAUCUCUCCCAUUAUUGAUGCAUGAAGAAAACAACAUAAGCCAAGUAGUAAGGUAUGAAGUCGAUGAACACCUGAAUGAUGCUUUAUCUUGGGUUUUCACUGGUCCAAUGACAAAUCUACAUCUAUUUGGUAAAUAUAUUCCUAAUAUUGAGCUAUCGCCACAAGAUGCAGAAUUGUACGUCCAUUGUGCUCGUGAUUUUAUGCAACAGGUCUCUUUACCACAUGCUCAUCCCUCCUUAAGCCCACCAAAUGUAUGGGUUAAUUUGGCUUUAGAGUCAUCAAUUUUAAUCGAUGUGUAUUUAAGUUGUGGGGCAACAUAUCUAGCAUGUUUGCAUCAGAACCUGAAGGUUGAGCAACUGCAGUUGCAAACAAAUGACAACGAACAAUUGGCACAAAAGUAUCAUGAAUUGUCAGAGACGAAGUACAACUUGGCCGUCAAAUCAUUGAUGCUGGCCAUUUCAACCAAUUCGAUUGAUUUGGAUAGUGAUUGGUUAAUGACUGCAGGAUUAAGUUUAUGUUUGCGUGAUCGAGCCAAUGGGUUGAAUGGCUCUCGCUGUACUAAGCAUGUCUCAUUUGUCUAUAAUUUAAUCAAACGACGAAUUGACAAAAAGAGACAAUCUCAAAGACUAGGGAAUACGCUGCCAUUAUCCCUGAUUACCCCAGUAGAACGAUUAUUAAUUGAUAGCUUUUUAUUCAAUUACACUUGUUCAUUUUUGACGUGUGGUAAGCAAGAUUUCGCCAGUCUCCCUUCUCCAUACUCGUUUUUCCCAGAUAUCGAAAACUGGUUUGAUGUGCCAAUUUUCCAAAAUUGUGAAGUCAAAUGGAUGAAUAAUCCAGUGUUAGGGGCAGCAAGAAAUAGUUUUCAAACAUUGGCCAAAUUAAUAUAUCUAUUGCGUAGCCACUACGAAUUUGAUGGUGAUGGAGCCGACAAUUGCCAUCACAUGAAUGAUGAAAUAUUUUGGGGAUUGAUAUUAGCAAUAAAUGAUCAAGAAAUCGAUCAAGUCGAAAAAGACAAUGUUUUGAAAUUAAAGCAACUAUUGGAAAUAUUUCCACUAGGAUCAAAAACAAUGGCAACUUCACAUAGUGGUGAAGAAUUGUCUUAUUCAGUAUUGAGGAGCAACCUUGCUGUCUCUAUAAUCACAAUCAAUGCUUGUAAGAUAUUGGCAGCUAAAUUAAUAAAUCCAAAAAUUCCGGCUUAUCUACCCCAAAUUCAAUCCCUGGUAUCGAUUAUAUUGGAAGAACUAAGUCUAUACAUUCCACAAGAUAACUACUCGUCAUCAAUUUGCAUUGCCAGUUUAUUCUUUUGUGGAGUUGCUAUAAUCAAUAAGUCUCAACAAGAUUUAUUGUGUUGCAAAUUGUCUAAUCUAAAAAAUAACCUCUCUCAAAUAGUUGCCAACAACUUGAUUUCAAUUUUGAGAAAGUGUUGGGACAAAGAAACAACAGAGCGCGUUAUUUUUGGUGACAAAUGUUACAAAUGCUUUGAUACGAUAUUUGAUCGAGCAAUUCUUGAAAGUGUCGCUUUUUGA